AUGACUCAUUGUGCCCUGCUCGAGUACUGCAAACCUGGCCUGUUCCCGCACUGGAGGACGCUGGGUACAUCGGCCAGCCAGGAGAACUGCCGGGUGGCCAUGGAGAAGGCGCGCGAGGAGUUCGGCGUCCCGCUCAUCCUGACGCCCGAGGACCUGGCGAGCUCCAACUUGGACGAGCUGUCCGGCAUGACCUACCUCUCCUACUUCAUCAACGAGGACAGCCCCGGGUACAAGGCCACGCUGCGGUGGAUCCAGACGAGGCUGCCGCACCUCCGCAUCUCAAACUUCACCAGUGACUGGAAUGAUGGACUGGCCUUGUGCUCCUUAGUGCAUUCACUUGGUGCUUCUGUAGAGGAUUUUGAGCACCUGAGCAGGGAUCGAUCACAGUGGGAGUCAAACUUGCAAAAGGGUAUCAAUGGCGGCAAGUACCUAGGCGUGGAUCCCCUACUGACAGCCAAGGAGCUAGCAGACCCUGAAGUACAGCCAUUAGGUGUCAUGGCAUACGUAGCUAGGUUCCAAGGCAUCUCACCAAAAAGGAGGCCCCGGGAUAAGCUCACCGUCACGGGCACCGACCUGAAUAAUGUUCACGUCAACAAACCGGCUCACUUCAAGGUGCACAUAAAGGAAGGCAAAGUGGACCUGAGGCAAGUUCGAGCCGAAGUUCGAGGUCCGUCACUCACUCCCGUCGAGUGCAAGCUUCAACUGAACCAGAACGGGGGUUCGGGCACAUUUGUUCCUGUUGAAAUAGGAAUGCAUGCACUAAGUGUGUACUGUGAAGGAGAACUGGUAACUGGCUGCCCUAUGCACGUCCGUGUUCAUCCGGAUAUCUCACGGAUUCUCUUCUCUGGCAUCGACCCUUGCGCCCUUGGAUCUUUGGUUGAAGUACUGAUUAGCUCCAACGGGGCUGGAACUGGCAAUAUCCAUGUAGAGGCUGUGGCACCAAGUGGCAAGACUAUGGAAUGCACUGUCAAGGAAACUGAUGGUGUUUUCACGUCUACGUUUAUGCCAAACGAAAUUGGUGAAUGGAAAAUUGAUGUCACUUAUUCUGGUGAGCACAUCCAAGGCAGCCCCUUCACAUGUUAUGUUUAUGACCCAACGCAAGUCACAAUCAAUGGCCCCAGUGCUGUGCAGAUGGGUAAAGAAGUGGUUUUUGAGUGCGAUGCCAGUCGUGCUGGUUGGGGCAAGGUUCAGCUGGAGGUACAAAUCGAUGGCCACAAUGUUCCAGUCAGCAUAGAUGAGAGAGGCGAUGGCAUCUACGUAGUCUCAUUCUUACCUUCAAGAGAAGGCCACUACAAGAUUUUUGCCACAUUCAACAACGUUGAUGUACAUGGCUCUCCAUUCACAAUAGUCUCCACUGCUGACGAACCAGAAUCUCCAAGUUCGCUCAACGAUGCCUUCUUCACUCGCACGCUAACACCAAGCGGAGAUCGUGUGUCCAGCUCCGCGUCAUCUUUCUUCCCUUCCUCCCUGGCGUCGUCUCGGGUCACAUCCCCAACAAAGACGGAUCCCGACGGUCGCGUGUCGCGCAACGCUGUCGAGUUCCUUCAGUCCCGCAUCGAGACGACGACGACCACACGACAAGAGACAAGCGUCACCCACGCAACGAGAACAAACGUGGAAAGUGCGGGAAGCAGAACCGUUUCGACGCCACCUCGAGGUGCCACGCCUGAGCGGCCCUCGUCACGACACAUGAGCAAGGCGCCACCACCUCCUACACCGAGAAAGCCUGCGCCAGCUGUCCCCUCACCAUCUGUUCGAAACCAGAGCCGUGCACUGUCCGAGGAGCGGAAUGGGAACAGGGAAGAGCAGUUUUCAAGCUCAAGGAACUCCUCAACACUGGAGCGGCGUAAAAGUCCGGAGAUGAGGCAGAUGACUCCACCAGUAGUGGCCCAGCGCCAGAUAACAAAAGAAGAGCACCGCUUGGACAGCCGCCAAGAGACGCAUCACCAUAUCGAGCACCAGAGAAUUCGGACAAGUGAGACGAGCAGUGAAGCCAAGACAGUGCAAGGGACAAGGCAGGCAGGGCCUCCCCCUGUUGCUCCCAGAGGAGGAGGUGACAUUGCUCAAGUGAAAAUAUCGGGUGAGGCUCUCAAGCUUGUGCCUGUCAAGCAACCUGCAACAUUCCGCAUCAGUGCUCCUGACUUUGACCGAGACGACUUCCAGGUGACAAUCGCUGCGCCCACUGGACGAGAGUUCCCUGUGCACAUGGAUGUGCCACAUCCUGGAGAGAUAGACGUCGAGUUUAUCACAUCUGAAGUUGGCGAGCACGUCAUUGAAGUGAAGCUGCAGGGACGGCCACUGCCAGGUAGCCCCUUCCGAAGUCAUGCCUUUGACGCCACCAAGAUAAAAGUGGGAGACGUUCCCAAUGGAGUGGUCGGACAUCCCGUGGAGUUUGAGAUUGAUGGUGCUGAAGCUGGCUCGGGCAACCUAGAGAUCAUGGUGAAUGGCGACCAUGUCACAAGCCACGUCAAACCGCUUGGUGGCCACCGCUUCCUUGCCUCAUUUGUUCCUCGCACAGCCACUGUGCACACAGUCGAGAUGAAAUUCAAUGGCGAGAAGGUUCCAGGUUCCCCAUGGAAGUGCGAGGUUCGAGAUGUGCCUAAACGGGGCCCAGUGUCGGCAAGGGGCCAGACCUUGCAGACAUUCAGCUGUGGCAAGACUGCCAGCUUUGAAGUGCACGCCCCAGGCUGCAGUAAAGACGACAUAAAAGUCAACAUCAAAGGACCUGGGAAAUCGAGGAUACAACCUGUUGUCGUGGAGCGCCCAGACUGCCAUGUCGUGGAGUUCACAGCCUUGGAAGCUGGUACCUACCAAAUCGAAGUUACAGCUGGCGGUCAAAAGGUUCCGGGCAGUCCAUUUGUGUCAAAGGCCUAUGAUGCUUCAUGCAUCACCCUUAGUGAUGUGCCACAGUCCUGUGUCGUAGGCCAAACAUCUCAGUUCCAAGUGGAUGCAUCGAGAGCUGGUGAGGGGCAGCUGGAAAUAUCCGUGAACAAUGGCGAAGUUCCCAACCAAGUGCAGGUGCUCAACAGUGGUCGGUGCCUGGUCAGCUUCAAACCUCUGCGACCUGUGCCCCAUGUGGUCAGCAUCAUGUUCAAUGGGGAGAAUGUGCCAGGUUGCCCAGUGGUGCUUCAAGUGUCUGAUGUGAACCAAUGCUCAUUAGACCUGAGUUCUCUGGAGCUAGUGCCUGUUAAUCACCCCAGCAGGUUUCAUGUGUCGGGGGUGUCUGAUGAAGACCAGCUGCGGGUGACCAUUGUCUCUCCGCACGACAAAAAGAUUCCUGCCAAAGUAAGCCGCAGUUCAAGAGGAGGACUGAAUGUCGAGUUUGUCCCUGACGAAGUUGGACCAUACAUGGUGCAGGUGGAGCAUGCUGGGAAGCUGCUUGCAGGCACGCCGGCGACCGUAAAAGCUUACAGUGCCCAUAAGGUGGAUGUGAGUGCUGUAUCGCAAGGCACACUAGGAAAACCAGUCCAGUUUACAGUUGAUGUGGGGUGCGCUGGUGAAGGCAACCUUGCCAUCUCGGUGACCUCUCGCAACCGCGAUGUCCCCACUGUGGUCCACCCCAUGGGUGGGGCCAAGUUCGCUGUUUCCUUUGUGCCUAAUGAUGGGUCAGAUCACAUCAUCAGCAUCAGCUUCAACAAGGAACCUGUGCCAGGAAGUCCCUUCAAGGUAAAAGUUCACGAUGGUGGAAAGAUUACAGCCAUGGACGUCUCCACGUUGGCUGCUGCUUCGGUGAACAAAGUGGUUGGCUUUGUUGUCCAGAAUGCUGCAGGAAAAGAGCAGGAUCUGACUGUCAAAGUCGAAGGUCCCGACAGUUCUCCACUGCCUUGUUCACUCAAGGACGCUGGAGACAGAAAUCUCAAGGUUGAAUUCUCACCCACCAAGGCUGGGGAACACAAGAUUCACGUGUCCCACCAAGGAUCUCCGAUCGCAGGCAGCCCGUUUGUCUGCAAAGUGUUUGAUGCUCAUCAAAUCAAAGUUCGUGAGGUGCCCAGAGGGUUUGUUGGGAAACCUGUCACCUUCCUUGUGGAAACAGCUCAUGCGGGUCCUGGAAAUCUCGAGGUCAUGGUGAACAACGGCAGAGUCCCCACAACUCCCCAGGCUCAGUCAACCACGCAGUAUGCCAUUACAUUCACACCGACCGAUGACCGGCCACAUGUAAUUGACGUUCGCUUUAAUGGAGACCAUGUACCAGGCAGCCCAUUCGAGUGCCAAGUGGUGGAUUUGUCCAAAAUAAAGGUUGUGGGAGAAGGCAUCGAACGAGUGGCUAUCAACCGGCCUGCUGCAUUUGUUGUCGACACUCAUGGACAAGACGUUGGGCAGUUGUCAGCUUCAGUGAUGGGUCCCAACCAAGUUUCACUGAAGACUCAUGUGACAGGAAAUCAUCACAGUGGUUAUCGUGUUGAGUACACCCCAACAGAAGUUGGGGACCACACCAUAGAGCUUGAGCUGGGUGGCCACUCCCUACCGGGAAGCCCUUUCAUGAGCAAGGUCUACGAUGCCUCCAAAGUGCGUGUGGCUGACAUCGGAACUGGAGUUGUUGGACGACCUGUCUACUUCACGAUUGAUGCCAGCCAAGCAGGAGCAGGAAAUUUGGAGAUUAUUGUGUCGGUCGGUGGCCGCAAUGUGCCUAACUACGUCCAAUCUGAAGGCAAUGCCAAGUUCCGUGUCAACUUUAAGCCAAGUGAACCACUGACGCACACCCUGAGUGUCAAGUUCAAUGGGGAACCUGUUCCAGGAAGUCCUUUCUUUGUUAAGGUUAGCGACAGCAACCAAUCAAUGGUGAGUGGAGCAUCGCUGAGGACAUCCUCAAUUGCACGGCCAGCCAAGUUUACCAUCGACUCAAAGGGCUCUGAGAAUACCGAUUGCAAGGUUACAGUUGUGGGUCCAUCGAGCAAAAAGGUUCCUGUAACUGUGACGAGAACUUCAACGACAACUUUUGAAGCAGAAUUUCAUCCAACUGAAGUUGGUCCAAACCAGGUUAAUGUUGUAUUAGAUGGAACACCAGUUCCCGGAAGUCCAUUCACAUGCAAUGUUUAUGACGUCAGCAAAGUCAGAGUCACAGGACUCAACCCUGGAGUUGUCAACAAGCCUGUUACCUUUCAAGUGGAUGCAUUGCAAGCAGGAAAUGGUACACUCGAGUUGGUUGUUCGGACACGCAAGUCCUCAGUCUGUGCCGAGUUUGCCAUGAAGAGUCAUGGAAUAUAUGAAGUGACCUUCGUGCCCAGAGAAAAAACACCUCACUAUGUCAACAUCACCUUCAAUGAAGAAGACAUCCCAGGCAAUCCAUUCAAGAUAGACAUCAGGGACAUUCAGGCGGCCGUCGAAGCCAAGGCAGCUCCUAGGAUGAGCACUUCUGCUGUGGUUGCACGUGGGGAUGGUCUCAAGCAAGGACUUGUUGGAUCCGCAAACUCUUUUGAGGUUGACACAAAUGGUGUUGGAGGAGACAUCGAUAUCAAGGUCACCGGUCCAUCUGAGGCUCAUCAAGUGCGAACCAACGUGCUAAAGUUGGAAAACAACAUCUUCCGCGCGGAGUAUCACACACGUGAUGUAGGUCUCUACAGGAUAGAAGUGCUGCACAAUGGCGUUCCAAUCUCGGGAAAGCCAUUUGUUGUGGAAGUGGUUGAUCCGAGCCGUGUCAAGGUCGUUGACAUUGAAGAUGGCAUUGUCGGCCGGUCGCAGACUUUCAGGGUUGACACCACGCGUGCUGGUCAUGGAGCACUCAAUGUGGUGAUCAUGGCCGGGGGUCGUGAGGUUCGCAACACUAUUCGUGAGGCUGGUCCUGGGGUCUUCAAGGUCUCCUACACGCCAAAGUCGGAUCUACCACACAAGAUCGAUGUAUACUACAAUGGCCACCAAGCACCAGGCUGCCCCCAGAUUGUGGAGGUAAGAGACCCUGGCCAUGCUAUCAUCGCUCAUGGAGCUGGCCUCAAGGCUUGUGAACUGGGAAAGACCUCUAGCUUCAUCAUCGAAACUGGAGGCUACGGAGAUGCGAAAGACUUCGAUAUUCUAGUAUCUGCUCCAAAUGGUUCACCCCUUCCAGUCAAGUGCUACCAGCAAAAGGAUGGUAGCCUUUUGGUGGAAUGGAAUGCAAACACAGCUGGAAGCCACAAGGUCGAAGUGCUUUACGAAGGAAGGCCCAUCCCUGGCUCACCGUUCCUUUGCCAGAUCUUCGAUGCAAGUCGAGUAAUCCUACAAAAAGUUCGCAGCACCACAUUUGCUGUGAAUGAAAAGAUCUCCUUUGCCCUGAAUCGUCGGGAUGCUGGCUAUUCUGAGCUUGACGUCACCGUAACCAGCCCCUUGGGCCGCCACCUACCCAUAGAGGUGAAGGGAACUGCUGAUGGGGACGGUGAGCUGAUUGAGUUCACCCCGACUGUUCCUGGCAAGUACCGCAUCGCCAUUACCUAUGGUGGCAUUGAAGUACCAGGGAGCCCAAUAACAUUCAUUGCACAAGAUGGGGGAACACCAAAGGUGACUGGGAGUGGCCUGACGGUUGCCCAGAGUGGUGUCAUGGCCUCCUUCAAGAUUGAUGCCCGUGGCAUAUGGGGACGACCUGAUGUUAGGAUCGAUGGGCCUGACUCGGAGCCAGAGCUGACUAUUGAAGAAGAAGAAGAGGGCAUCUAUGUGGUGUCCUACCUGCCUAUUGAGAUUGGAGUGUUUGAUGUUCACAUUCGCUGGAACGGCAAGGAUAUACCUGGAAGCCCAUUCCAUCCGAAAGUAGCCGAUCCGCAAAAAGUGCGAGCCAUUGGUGGCUGGGACAGCCUCAUGGAUGAUGAAGGCCGCAUCCCGCUCACUGUAGGACAGGAGAAGAAGAUAUCCGUGGAUGUCGGUGAUGCUGGGCCAGGCAAGCUCAAGGUGGAAGUGCGUGGUCCUGAAGACGUUGUGGAAACGCACUUGGAGCAGACCAGUAGCCACCGAUACCGAAUUACUUUCACACCUGAAGAAGAAGGGGACCACUUUAUUUACGUGUACUACAACGACGUGCCGCACCCUAACUCGCCAUUCUUGGCACAUGCUGAGCCACUGCCACCUGUCUUAGACCAUACCAGGGUGGUGCUGCGUGGGCAUGGUUUGACGGGUGCCAAGGUUGGCAUGGAGGCUGAAUUCGUCAUCGAUGGCUCUGAUGCUGGACCAGGUUGUCCUGAGGUGAGCCUGAAUGGCGUUAAGACCGACAUUCCAGUGCAGUUGGUACCGCUUGGCAACAACACAUACAAGGCCCUCUAUACACCUUCAACCCCAGGUGCCUACCUCCUCAAUGUCAUGUGGUCAGAGCGCCAGGUGAAAGGCUGUCCGCUCAAGGUGAUGGUGGCAGCCAGCUGCGAUGCAAGUCGCGUUCUCUGCUCUGGUGAUGGCCUCCGGGGAGGAACAGUGGGCAAGGAAAUCAAGGCCUUCAUUGACACUCGCAAGGGAGGGCCAGGGGAGCUGACUGCACAUUGCAUGGGCCCCCACAAGAUGGCACACUGUGAGCUUUAUGAUCACCGCGAUGGAACAUUCACUCUCUACCUCAAGCCACAAGAAGGUGGACGUCAUUUGCUUACCAUCAAGUACGGUGGAGACCAUAUUCCAGGAAGCCCCUACACCCUGCGCAUUGCUGGUGCACCCGACGCAUCCAAGGUACGAGUGUACGGGCCUGGCAUUGAGCCCGGUGUCCUGGCCGUCUACCAAAGCCGCUUCAUUUGCGACACCAGAGGAGCCGGUGCAGGUCAACUGACAGUACGCAUCAGGGGUCCCAAAGGUGCAUUCCGUGUGGAAAUGCAGCGCGAGAGCCAGAAGGAUCGCACGAUUCUUUGCAAGUACGACCCAACAGAGCCCGGUGACUAUCGCAUCGAGGUCAAGUGGUCCGGCGAGCAUGUACCGGGCUCGCCCUUCAUGGUGAUGAUCUUCGACACACAAGAAGAGCUAACGCGCUUCAUUCAGGGACAGUAUAGUGGCGGCCCAGGGAAUGCCGCUGCGGCAGCUUCGGACUAUUUUGGCGAUGGUGUCACAUACGGCACUGGCCAGAUGUCAUGGAGAGGCUCAACACAUGAACUUUGAUUGUGUCGAUAUUGGUACUUUCCAUUUUGUUGUGCAUUGUUCUAUAAUAGAUUACAAUAUGUGCUCCUAUUUCAAGAGUUUAUAGCAGUUCUUGUUAAAAUCUCUAAGGUCUUAAAGAAAGCGUUUUUAAAGACUAAAGCAACAUUAGGUUUGCCAGCUUGAAAACAGGAUGCCAUUCUAAUAACAAGCAAGCACUUUUUUUUUGCCAGAAUAAUAUCUGCCAAGCUUAGCGAAAAAUUGAAUUUGGGGAUUUCUGAGCGAUUUGUAAUACAUGGGUUAUUAAAAACCAUGCAAAUGCAUUUUGAUAGAUUGGGGAUUUCAAGAACUGCUAUGUGCCCUGUACAUCACCAUCAGUGUUUGCAUUGAACCACUGGCAUAAGUGCUCACCGACUGCAUGCCACUGUUGCAACAGUUUGCACACCUUCACUAAGUGAAAGGAAGGAAGUUGUGUUUUCAGUGUUACAGUUUAGAUUAUUUAUCAGCUGCUUUCACACUUAGUUGUUAGAAGUGCUUUUGCUGACAAAAUACUAAAGAAGAUGAGCCAUUCAGCGCAGUGCAGUGCACGGAUUUUGUGCCAAAUAAGUGUGAAGCAGGAAGCUACAUACAAGUAGAGCAGUUAAUUUGCAUAUCUUGGUGUAGUUGGAAGUGGGAAAAAAAAAUCUAUAGGCCAGCACUGUCAUUAUGCGACGCUGUAAACUAAUGGAACAGUUAUUUGGUGUUAAAUCUCUCGUUGUUUUUCCAUUGAAGGGCGUAAAUUCUGUCCCAGAUCAGCAUUUCAGAGCCAGCAAACAAGCAUUCAUUGUAACUAGGACUUGUUAGGUAGUCUGCUACGCUAUUUACUGUCAUGUGGUAUGAAUGUGUGAAACCAUCAUGUUGUUCGUUUCUUUCUCACACCUAUGACUGAUACUCAUGCAAAACUGUUUCAUCUGCAAAUCAAAUGGCCAAGAAGCAAGAAUAAUAUAUAUAUAUAUAUAUAUAUAUAAAACCUCAUGCAUAUUUGUAGUUAUUGAAGACCUGAUCUUUAGAGCAAACUAGCACUUUAUGUGGUGCAGUUGCAGUGCUGAGCAAGAAGCACUCUACACUAUGACUGCAGAAGCCUCUUUGCUCUGUGUACUGAGCUUUAUGGCUCUAAUGUUAAAUAACCUACUUGUGUACAUAGCUACAGACAGAACAGAGGCUGCAGGUAUGCUGCACUAUCAGCACAACAUUUAAGGGAGCCACAUUUCAGUGUACAUAACUUGUUUUUAAGCUGCUGUACAUAUAUAUAGAGAGAGAAAUAUCUGAGGAAAUGCUUAUUCUCAGAAAAAUUUACACAGUUCAGAGUAUUUUUAUAACGUAUAUAUAUAUAUAUAUAUAUAUAUAAUUAUGUCUAAUGAUAAUGAAAAGUAGAAAACACUAUACAGUUACACGCUUUAUGCUUGCCACAACUUUUAUGCAAGCACAGGCCAGGCAGUUGAUGGAUGCUUUUGCACUUUCUGGUCACCUAAAUGACCAUCAUCGCCAGGAGAAGCUUAGUGCACCUUGUUAUUGCGAAAUGGAAGUGCUGUUGUGCCUGCAAAGUGUGCUUGAUUGAUGGCACGUCACUUUCUAGAAGCAUGAACUGAUUUCAAUGAAUGAGCACGGGUUAUACUUCUUUGAUUGGUGCCCUUGUCUUUAUUUCCCCACCUCCUCGCGUGUUUACUACUGCUGCAAGAAGACUGGUCCAGUUUGGUUGAAAUGCUCUUGCUAACACUAAAGAGCCAAAAAAAAAGGAAACCCAGUGUUCAUAGGAAUAUGUUGUUGUGGAUGAGCUCGCAACAUUUGUAAAUAUUGGCUUAGGUCUACGAAGGCUUAACAAAAAUGUUGAUCAAGAAAAAAAGGAACAAAACUUUGCUUUCAACUUCUGUAGGGCAUUGUAACUUAUGUUUUGUUUUAUGUAGUUCUUUGUUUAGCACACUAAAAAUUUAAUACACCUUCUGUUCUGCUGUUUCAGCGACUGUUGACAUUGCUUCACUUUUGAAAAUAAAGUGGUUUUUCUAGA
Messenger RNA from Rhipicephalus sanguineus (brown dog tick), 10051 nucleotides. Its product is annotated as filamin-C. The record is from RefSeq and is a predicted model, not a curated record. Gene Ontology annotation, biological process: actin cytoskeleton organization. The transcript has 51 exons. Gene Ontology annotation, molecular function: actin filament binding. Bases 1 to 8031 code for a protein of 2676 amino acids. Lineage: Eukaryota; Metazoa; Arthropoda; Arachnida; Ixodida; Ixodidae.